Messenger RNA from Dentiscutata heterogama, 1149 nucleotides. The record is from the annotation of a GenBank genome assembly. Lineage: Eukaryota; Fungi; Glomeromycota; Glomeromycetes; Diversisporales; Gigasporaceae.
UACCGAUUCAACCACGAGUCACUUUACCAAGGAUAUCUGCACGUCCUGUUACUAGUACACCACCAACCGCUUCGACUUUGCCUAUAAAUAGUUCUAGUACAAAUACAAAUGGGAAUGUCCCAUCAUCGUCUACAAAUACAAAUGCAAGUGCUACAUCUUCUAUGCAAACGAAUGCAAGUAUCACAUCAUCUGCAAGCACUAGCGGUACAUCUUCUACAUCUUCUUCCACAAAUUUGAAUACUAGUACACCAAAAGUUCCACCACAAGCUACGCCGCAACUCACUGCGUUCAUGCAAACAGUACUUCAAUCUGUUAAUCCAACACAAAUAUUGGCCAUCCAAGAACAUUUACGCCAUCCCCAGGUGGCAGCUCACAUGUCUAUAGAGCAAAAGAACGCGUUGAUCAGUCAGUUAACGAUAAUCCAUCAGUUAUUAACAUCAACACAAUUAGCUCAACAGAAAUCUCAACAGCAAACAGUUCAUUCGCGAACACAAUCUCCUGCGAUGAGAGUUAGACAAGUUGUUAAGCACGAGGUUCUGUUGGAGUUUAAGGAAACUAAAAAUGAUAAAUGGUUGUUUCCAAAGGAUGCAAUCUUGGAAGCAUUGUCAAUGUCUGAACCCUAUGAUGUACUUGCUUCAUUUUAUCUUCCUCAAAACGAAGAUACAUCUGGAUCCAAACAGCAACAUCAGCCUGUCACGAUGCAUAUGACUAAUAUAACGCAACCGAUGUUGGAUGCAUUAAAAAAAGCAACGAAUGAUGUAACUACUGUCUUCAAAUCAAUGGCCGCAAAGGUGAACAAGCAACCUAAUCGUGUUUACUUACAAUACUGUUUACCCUGUGAUUAUCCGGAAGACUUACUAGAGGCAAUUGGACAAAAAGUUGCUAAAUUGGACGGAACCACGAUCGUCGAUAACAUAACUCCACCAAAGGAAAAGAAACAGCCUGCGACUAAAAAGCAAAAGCCUAGAAACGGUGAAGGUAGCAAAGCAGCGUCAAGAGCAUCAACUGCUCCAAAAAAGGCAAAAACAGUUCCUGAUGUUGCUUCUGUAACUCCUGUUCCAACUUCUGGAUCCAGCGGAGGUAACAAACGGUGUGCUUAUUGUUUUUGUAAGAGUACUCCUAUGUGGAGAAGAGGUCCGGAUGGUGCUG